AUGGCACAGCGUAGCGAAGGAUCUGCUUCUUUCACAUACGAAGAUAUUCAAGCUUCCGAUGACUGGGUACCACUUGCCAAGAGAGAUAAGCUCUCUAUCUGGCGCAUUUUAGGUAUUUGCAGCUCAAUGUUCGGUUACCAAACAGUUUUCACCGUAGUUUUCGGUCUUCUCUCUCCAAUUAUGGACUCCGCGGAAAUUCAAAUCCCACAAGUCUAUCGUUCAUGGAUUUAUUUGAUUGGUCCACUCUGUGGAUUCAUUUGCCAGCCACUUGUCGGUUACUAUUCUGAUGGCCUGCACUCAAAGCUUGGUCGCCGCAGACCAUUUAUCAUUGCCGGCUGCAUUGGAUCAAUUCUUGGUUUCAUGCUCCUUUUCUUCUGCCGCCAGCUCGGUAAGUUCGUCAACAAGAGCAACCCAAGACCAUGGAGUAUUGUUUUCCUGAUUGUUUCCUUAACUCUUGACUUCAUUUCCGUCAACCUCUUACAAGCUCCAGCCCGUACAAUCAUUGGUGACUUAGUUCCAAAGCAGCAACAAGUCCUUGCCAACUCCAUCGCUUCCGUCAUGAUUGGCUUGGCUCAGGUCUUCUCUAACUUCAUUGGUGGCUUCAAUGUUGCACAGUACACAAUGUUCGACUACCAGCAACUUGUUAUUAUCUGCGGCUGCAUCUUCAUCAUCGUUAGCGUCGUUAUUACAUGCGUUGCUGCUCAUGAAGAACAAUUCCGCGAAAAUCUUGACAGACCAAACCCAUUUGUCCAGAUUUUCCGUUCAUUCAAGUCAAUGCCAAAGCCAGUUCUCCGCAUCUCCAUUGUUUACCUUCUUUCCUGGAUGGGCUACGUUGAAUUCAACAACGAAUGCUCAAGUUACGUCGGAACAGAUCUUUACAAGCUCCAAGGCAAGGACUAUGAUGAAGGUGUCCGCUUCGGUCUCAUCAUCAUUGGCGUUUCUUCCAUUCUUGUAAUGAUUUGGUCAUUUGUCCAAGAUGCAGUCAUCAAAUGCAUCGGCCUCAAGCUCUCAUACGCACUCUCCCAGGUCAUUGAAGGUAUCUGCCUCAUCCCAAUCUUCUUCAUCAAGAACAAAUGGGCCGCAUUAGGUCUUCUUACACCUCUCGGCAUUUCCUGCUCAGUAUUCAACUCCGUACCAUACGCUGUUGUCGGAACAUACGCUUCCGAUGAAGAUAUGGGCACAUACAUGGGCAUCCUCAACAUCUUCGUCGUCGCCGGUCAGCAGUUUGCUAACUGGAUCAUUGGCUCUGGUAUCGGAUCAUUUACUAAUGGAAAGAAAGGUCCACUUCUUGGUUCUGGAUCUGUAUUUGCUUUCCUUGCAGCAGUUAUGUGCUUCUGGAUUAUUGUUCCAGAGCCAGACGACAACGAGAAGCUCCAGCCUCUCAUCAGAGAAGAGAAAUAA
This is a messenger RNA of Trichomonas vaginalis G3, 1401 nucleotides long. Its product is annotated as major facilitator superfamily transporter. Bases 1 to 1401 code for a protein of 466 amino acids. Gene Ontology annotation, biological process: transmembrane transport. The record is from RefSeq and is a predicted model, not a curated record. Gene Ontology annotation, cellular component: membrane. Gene Ontology annotation, molecular function: sucrose:proton symporter activity. Lineage: Eukaryota; Parabasalia; Trichomonadida; Trichomonadidae. The transcript has a single exon.